This is a messenger RNA of Schistosoma guineensis, 386 nucleotides long. The record is from the annotation of a GenBank genome assembly. NCBI's taxonomy places the organism in Eukaryota, Metazoa, Platyhelminthes, Trematoda, Strigeidida, Schistosomatidae.
CCAGUUUGUCCGCACUUGUUCUUCCUUUUAAAUCUCCCUGAAUAGGAUGUGGAGUAUGUUUGCAGUUACUUCUAUGUCUGAGUCCAGUGCUUCAACUGGUAUAUUGUCAGGUCCUGCUGCUUUACCAUUCUUGAUUUGUCUGAUGAUCAGCCCGGUUUCGUCGAUCGUCGGUGGUGUGACGUGUGUAGAAAAGUCUGUGUGUGUUGCCUUGAUGUUCGGUGGAUUCAAUGGAGCUGGUCUAUUGAAGGGAUUUUCAGUGUUCUACCCAUCUGUUCCUUUGUUCUUCAGUCUUAGUGAUUGUUUCUCCGUCGUGUCAUAUAGUUGUUUCAUAGUUCCUUCCCUUGCAGCUUUCUCCUGUCGUUGCUAGCUCUUGCACAUGUUUCUGU